AUGUGGGACGACGAGGAUAACAAUCCGUACGGGUCCUUUGCCCGCCAUGAUUCCAAUACCUCCGAUGUGACUGGGCUAGCCUCCCCUGCUGCCUUACCCUAUCGACCGGCAACGCCGCCCUCCGAGGCCUCGUCCCCCGCGCAGGAUUCGCCCGAAUAUGUCGCGCAGAGAGACAUGAGCGAUAUCGACUACGACGAGGACCAGCAGAGCGAAGAGCCUGUUGCGCCCAAGAAAGGGGGCUACGACGCGCGCGUGGAGCAAUGGCUGUACGAGAACCCAGGGCAGCUUAUCCUCAUCACCGAGGCAGGGAAAGACAACGUCAACUUCAUACAAUACACAAUCAGCUGCGGCGGCCUCGAAGUAAAGCGCAGGUACUCCGAGUUCGCUUCGUUACGAGCGACGCUGGUCAGCCUGCACCCAACCCUCAUCAUACCUCCGAUCCCCGAGAAGCAUUCCAUGGCAGACUACGCUGCACGGCCGACAAAAGCAAAGGAGGAUGCUGGCAUCAUAGAGCUGAGGAAGCGCAUGCUGGCAGUCUUCCUCAACCGAUGUAGGGCUAUGAAGGAAGUCAUGGAGGACGGUGUCUUCUGGCGAUUCCUCGACCCACACACGAGCUGGAACGAGGUACUGAGCAGUGCGCCGGUCGCCAACAUCCCCAAGCAGAUCCUGAAAGCACCGCCGCUGGAUACCGCGAACCCCAGUCAAGCGCACAGCUAUCUCCCUGUCCCAUCCUCAUCUGCCAAGCUGAAGUCUUCCGGUCCUACAUCCAGCUCUGGUACGCCCACAUCACCACCGAGUCACGCCGCCCUCCCUUCGGCCGCUGCGCAUACAACACCUGGGCCACAGGUCUUUGGACGAUUCCCUCCAGAGUCGCGCGAUUUGUCAGAAGAGGAGCUGGAUCCAUACUUUGUCAACUUCGAGCAAUCAUCAAAAGAGCUGGAACAUCUGCUGCAAGGGCCAAUGGAGAAGGUCAACAGGCGAUUGCUCACCCACUUGUCGGCCUGGGGCGACGAUAUGGCAGAUCUGGGCGCGCGCUUCAAUGCCUUCUCGCUAUCGGAACAGUCACAAUCGCUUGCCGCCGCGAUAGAAAAGACUGGGCAGGCGGUCGACUCUACCUACGUGUCCACGACCGAGUUAUCCUCUUCCCUCAGCGCAAGUUUCGCCGAACCCAUGCGCGAAAGCGCACAGUUUGCUGGGGUCGUUCGAGCUGUCUUGAAAUACCGCAUCCUGAAGCGGAUACAAGAAGACAUGACCAAAGACGAACUCGAGAAGAAGCGGAACCUCCUUGAAUCUCUCGAGCGCAGCGAAGCAGAAUCCAAGCGCCUUGAGCAGCACCUCAGCGGCGUCGGCCACCAACCCCCUACACGGAGUCGUGCAACUUCGCACAGCUCGCAACGCAGCGACAACUCCGAGCCCAGGCGAAGCGCAGAGGUUGACCGGGCGUCAAUCGAUUCGGAUUUCCCGCCUACGCAUGGCGAUGGAUCACCGCCGUCGAGUCACCAAGGAGCACCAGAUAGCCCGGACCUCAACUCGCACCCAGGCAGCUUGCACAAGAAGACAGCCAGUGGGAACUUUGUCACAAACAAGCUAUUUGGCUCCAUCACACAUGCAUUCCGAGGUAUGGCGGAUGUCGAUCCAGAGAAGACCAGGCGGGAUCAGAUCGGCAAGACGAGAGACAGUCUGGUGCAGCUCGAGCAAGCCCUGGGCGUCGCAGAAAAAGACACCAAAGACGCCAGCUCCGGCGUCAUGAAAGACCUCCGCCGAUUCCAGGAAGAAAAGGAAAACGACUUGCGCCGCUACAUGAUGGAAUUCGCACAGUGCCACAUCGACUGGGCGAAACGCAACAAAGCGGCUUGGGAGGAAGCAAGGGCCGAAGCCAAUAAUAUCCAGCACCCGGCGGACGAGUAUCCGCGGACUGCAAACGACGUGUAG
Messenger RNA from Ascochyta rabiei, 1932 nucleotides. Its product is annotated as Sorting nexin, cytoplasm-to-vacuole targeting pathway/endosomal sorting. Bases 1 to 1932 code for a protein of 643 amino acids. NCBI's taxonomy places the organism in Eukaryota, Fungi, Ascomycota, Dothideomycetes, Pleosporales, Didymellaceae. Gene Ontology annotation, molecular function: phosphatidylinositol binding. Gene Ontology annotation, biological process: retrograde transport, endosome to Golgi. The record is from RefSeq and is a predicted model, not a curated record. The transcript has 6 exons.